Acyrthosiphon pisum (pea aphid) is the source of this 771-nucleotide messenger RNA. RefSeq names its product 52 kDa repressor of the inhibitor of the protein kinase-like. The record is from RefSeq and is a predicted model, not a curated record. Bases 1 to 771 code for a protein of 256 amino acids. NCBI's taxonomy places the organism in Eukaryota, Metazoa, Arthropoda, Insecta, Hemiptera, Aphididae. The transcript has 3 exons.
AUGAUGUUAGAGAAUACCCGUAUAGCCAAUACCAUUAUUAGUACUUUGACAGGUUUGGGCAUAAAUUUGAAAUACUUGCGUGGACAAGGUUAUGAUGGUGCAGCCUACAUGUGGUCUGUUUUUAGAGUAGUUCAAGCUAUCAUAAUGCAAAAGCAUCCAAAAGCUAUAUACACACAUUGUUUUGCCCAUUGCUUAAACUUAUGCCUCAAUGAUGCAUCAAAAGUACAACAAGUCAGAAAUACUCUCGGAAUAGUGCAAGAAAUAAGUGCAUUUUUUCAUGUAUCUGCUAAAAGAUCUUAUAUUUUACGGCAAAAACUAGAACUCAAAGCUUUCUCUGGCCUGAAAAAUUUUGUGAAACAAGUAUGUGCAUUAAAAGAAAUUAUGUCAGAAGAUAAUAACAAAGUUGUUGAAUCUUUACAUAAAUCUUUAUGUGAUUUUUCAUUUAUAAUUACAAUAUGUAUAAUGGAAAAAGUCCUUGGCUUGACUUAUUUUAUCUCAAAAUUUUUGCAAACAGAAAAUUUAGAUCUAAUUACUGCUAUAGAGUCUGUAAAAGAAACAACUCAAAAACUUGAAGAUAUAAGAAACGAAGAAACAUUUAUUGAGAUUUACCAUCAAGCUUGUGAAAUUGGUAAAUAUGUUGGAAAAAUUACAAAUUACUUGAAAAUGAAUUUGAAUUUUGGAAACAAAAAUGAUCAAGUGAAAAAAAUUGUAUUCCAAAAAAUCCCUUGGGUACAUUACCAAAGUGUCCAGAAGAGCUGUUUCCAAACAUAA